This is a messenger RNA of Trichomycterus rosablanca, 6059 nucleotides long. It is a transcript of the gene kif1ab, whose product is annotated as kinesin family member 1Ab. The coding region runs from base 737 to 5995 and encodes 1752 amino acids. The record is from RefSeq and is a predicted model, not a curated record. Gene Ontology annotation, biological process: microtubule-based movement. The transcript is spliced from 48 exons. Gene Ontology annotation, molecular function: microtubule binding; ATP binding; microtubule motor activity. NCBI's taxonomy places the organism in Eukaryota, Metazoa, Chordata, Actinopteri, Siluriformes, Trichomycteridae.
CUUUAUAGAGCUCGCUCAUGCUGGAACAGGAAAGGGCCUUCCCUAGACUGUUGUCGCAAAGUCGUAUAGACACAGUGACAUCACUCUUUGUCUUUGCUUGUUAAUAGUUUUCAGCAGAAGUGCUGAACAGCCUUUUUAACUCACGCUUUCUUUAAAGGAGACUAUUGUCUAAUCCCCCCCUCCCAAAUCCACCCCUCUCUAUCAUUCUCUUUCUCUCGCUCUUCCUCUCCCCCCACCUCUCUCUCUCUCUCUCCUCCAUCCCCCUCCUUUCUCCAUCCUCUCGCUGCCCCCGCCUCCUUCUCCUCCUCUCUCUCGGUGAUGCUGGACUCCCUCACUGAUGACGUCACCGGCCUCAGCAUCCUCGGCAGCAGCAUCACAGCCAUUUUGUGCAGCACAGAAAAACACUCGCUCUCCCUCCUCCCUUUUUCUCUUCCUGCGCCCACCCAAGUCCUGACGCACCAGCGGGUACCAGGCCCCUGCAAACCCAUCAACACACACACACACACACACACACACACACACACACACAUAGAGUGUGACGCCGAGGCUGAAGGCUGAUGAGCUGAUCGAGAGAGAGGCUGAGGAGAAAAAAACAACACGGGCGGCAGCCUGGAUGGAAAUAACGUCCACUGCCGAACGGCUCUCUAGGACUUCGCAGUGAUCGGGUGGAACGUGUCCUUGUGUUUGAGGACCGGCUGUUUUUAUUCUCCACCCGCGGCUCCAAACGUCUCUCACCAUGGCAGGAGCUUCAGUGAAGGUGGCGGUCAGGGUUCGACCCUUCAACUCCAGAGAGAUGAGCAAGGAGAGCAAGUGCAUCAUUCAGAUGUCCGGCAACACCACCACGAUCAUCAACCCUAAACAACCAAAAGAAAACAAAAGCUUCAACUUCGACUACUCGUACUGGUCUCAUACAACGCCGGAGGAUGUGAACUUCGCCUGUCAGAAGCAGGUCUAUCAAGAUAUCGGAGAGGAGAUGCUGCUCCACGCAUUCGAAGGCUACAACGUCUGCAUCUUCGCUUACGGUCAGACCGGAGCUGGAAAAUCCUACACCAUGAUGGGCAAACAGGAGAAAGACCAGCAGGGCAUCAUACCCCUGCUCUGUGAGGACCUGUUCACCAAGAUCAAUGACAAUAUGGACAACAACAUGUCUUACUCAGUGGAGGUGAGCUAUAUGGAGAUCUACUGUGAGCGAGUAAGGGAUCUACUGAACCCCAAGAACAAAGGAAACCUGCGUGUGAGAGAGCAUCCUCUCAUGGGUCCCUACGUAGAAGAUCUGUCCAAGAUGGCCGUCACCUCCUUCAACGACAUACAGGACCUGAUGGACUCCGGAAACAAAGCAAGAACCGUUGCAGCUACGAACAUGAACGAGACGAGCAGUCGCUCUCACGCCGUCUUUAACAUCAUUUUCACGCAGAAGCGCUUCGACAGCGACAGCGACAACACGACAGAAAAGGUCAGCAAGAUCAGCCUGGUGGAUCUGGCAGGCAGUGAAAGGGCUGAUUCAACAGGAGCUAAAGGAACCAGACUGAAGGAAGGAGCGAACAUUAAUAAAUCACUGACCACACUGGGCAAAGUCAUUUCUGCUUUAGCUGAAGUGGACUCUCUACCAAACAAGAACAAGAAGAAAAAGAAGGUGGAGAGUUUUAUUCCAUACAGAGACUCCGUCCUCACCUGGCUGCUCAGAGAGAACCUCGGAGGAAACUCACGUACUGCGAUGGUAGCAGCUCUCAGUCCUGCAGACAUCAACUAUGAUGAGACUCUCAGCACCCUCAGGUACGCUGACCGUGCGAAGCAGAUCCGCUGUAAUGCGGUUAUUAACGAAGAUCCCAACAACCGCUUGGUGCGCGAGCUAAAAGAGGAAGUGGCUCGGCUUAAAGAUCUGCUCUACGCCCAGGGUCUCGGCGACAUCCUCGAGAUGACCAACGCCAUGACCGGGAUGAGUCCGUCGCCGUCUCUGUCGGCUCUGUCCAGCCGCGCCGGAUCCAUCAGCAACUUGCAUGAUCGCAUCAUAUUCCCCGGCAGUGAGGAGGCCAUCGAGAGACUCAAGGAAACUGAGAAAAUCAUCGCAGAGCUGAACGAGACCUGGGAGGAGAAACUGCGCCGCACUGAGGCCAUUCGGAUGGAGAGGGAGGCUCUUUUGGCUGAAAUGGGAGUAGCGAUGAGGGAGGACGGAGGCACGGUUGGAGUGUUUUCUCCCAAAAAGACGCCUCAUCUGGUGAACCUGAACGAAGACCCUCUGAUGUCCGAGUGCUUACUGUACUACAUCAAAGACGGACUAACCAAGGUCGGGCGUGAGGACGCCAGCUGCAGGCAGGACAUCGUCCUGAGCGGGCACUUCAUCAAGGAAGAGCACUGCAUCUUCACAAGCACCACCGGCCCAGCAGGAGAGGGAGUGGCCGUGCUGGAGCCGUGCGAGGACGCGGAGAUAUACGUCAACGGCAAGAGGGUCUCGGAACCCACCGUGCUCAGAUCAGGGAACCGCAUCAUCAUGGGAAAGAGCCACGUGUUCCGCUUUAACGACCCAGAACAGGCCAGGCAGGAGCGUGAGAGGACACCGUGUGCUGAGACCCCCGUGGAGCCCGUGGACUGGGCCUUUGCUCAGAGAGAGCUGCUGGAGAAACAGGGCAUCGACAUGAAACAGGAGAUGGUGCAGAGACUUCAAGAGCUUGAGGAUCAGUAUCGGAGGGAGAGAGAGGAGGCCAGCAACCUACUGGAGCAGCAGAGACUGGACUACGAGAGUAAGCUGGAGGCUCUUCAGAGGCAGGUCAACUCUCGAUUCUACCCAGAAACCACUGAGGAGGAAGAGGAACUGGAAGAGGAGGUGCCCUGGACUAAGCGUGAGACAGAGCUGGCACUCUGGGCUUUCCGCAAAUGGCGCUUCUACCAGUUUACCUCACUGAGAGACCAGUUGUGGGGCAAUGCCAUUUUCCUAAAAGAGGCCAACGCCAUCAGUGUCGAGCUGAAGAAGAAAGUUCAGUUUCAGUUCGUGUUGCUGACCGACACACUCUACUCUCCACUCCCUCCUGACCUCCUGCCUCCCAGCGUAGCUAAAGACCGCGAGACGAGACCUUUCCCUCGCACAAUCGUAGCCGUGGAGGUCCAGGAUCAGAAGAAUGGAGCCACGCACUACUGGACCUUAGACAAACUGAGACAGCGUCUGGACCUGAUGCGGGAGAUGUACGACCGUGCGGCUGAAAUCCCCAGCAGCUCGGUGGACGACUGUGAUCACGCUCUGACCGGUGGAGACCCCUUCUACGACCGCUUCCCCUGGUUCCGUCUCGUAGGGAGCACUCCCAUUCUGAACACAUGCAUGAGCGAGCGCAUGAGAGACCCCUCCCCCUCCCCCACCCUCUCCGAGCCCGACUCGGACGUAACCGAGCUCGCAGACGAGCAGCAUUAUGGGAAGGAGGAGGAGGAGUUGGAGGACCUGGACGAUGAUGUCAGUGUGGACGAGGGGCAGCCGUGUCGAGGCCAGGACCCCUUUUACGACCGCUGGCCUCUGUUCAAUUUAGUGGGAAGGGCAUUUGUGUACCUGAGUAACCUGCUGUACCCCGUACCCCUGGUGCACCGUGUGGCUAUAGUGAGUGAGAAGGGAGAAGUGAAGGGUUUCCUCAGGGUGGCCGUGCAGGCCGUUUCAGCCGAUGAAGAAGCUCCAGAUUACGGCUCAGGUGUGAGACAGUCAGGAACCGCCAAGAUCUCCUUCGAGGACCAGCAGUUUGAGAAGUUCCAGACGGAGUCGUGUUCGGGGGGAAUGUCUCACUCCAACACGUCUCAGGAGGAGCUGAGGAUCGUAGAAGGAGAGGGACAGAACGCCGAAAUAGGACUUACAGCUGACGAGGUCAACAACAACACCUGUGCAGUCACCCCUGAUGUACCCGGCAGUCCUCAGAAGGGGGUCGUGGAGGGUGUAGAGGACGAGGUACUGGACAAGACGCUGCAACACUUGACGAUCGGCAGCACCUUCACUUUCAGAGUGACCGUACUGCAGGCCUCCAGCAUCUCGGCCGAGUACGCCGACAUCUUCUGCCAGUUUAACUUCAUCCACCGACACGACGAGGCGUUUUCCACUGAGCCGCUCAAGAACACGGGGCGCGGCCCACCACUGGGAUUCUACCAUGUACAAAAUAUCACGGUGGAGGUGACCAAGUCGUUUGUGGAGUACAUUAAAACUCAGCCCAUCGUGUUCGAGGUGUUCGGACAUUAUCAGAAGCAGCCGUUCCCUCCUAUGUGUAAAGAUCUCAUCAGUCCUCUGCGCCCAUCGAGACGCCAAUUUCCUCGAGUUAUGCCCCUGUCCAAACCAGUUCCAGCCACUAAGCUGAGUGCUAUGACGCGCUCCUCGGCCGGCCCGUGUCACUGUAAAUACGACCUGAUGGUGUUUUUUGAGAUCUGUGAGCUGGAAGCUAAUGGCGACUACAUCCCUGCAGUGGUUGAUCAUCGAGAUGGGAUGCCCUGCCAUGGAACAUUCCUGCUCCACCAGGGCAUCCAGAGGAGAAUCACUGUGACUGUAGCUCAUGAAGCAGGAUGUGACAUCAAACUGAAGGAAGUGAAAGAGCUCGUUAUCGGACGGAUCCGUAACACACCCGAGGCUGACGAGACCAUCAUCGACCCCAACAUCCUGUCCCUCAACAUUUUAUCUUCGAAUUACAUAACACCCUCUUAUGAUGACAGAGUUUCCUUGGGAAUUGAUCAUAGGAGGUUCUAUCGGUUCGAGGUGGCGUGGGAUAGCUCCAUGCACAACUCUCUCCUCCUGAACCGGGUGACACCGUACGGAGAAAAGAUCUUCAUCACGCUGUCGGCUUAUCUCGCGAUGGAGAACUGCACUCAGCCCACCGUCAUCACCAAAGACUUCUGCAUGGUCUUCUACUCAAGAGACGCCAAGCUUCCUGCAUCCCGUUCUAUCCGGAACCUCUUCAGCACCGGAGCUCUCCGACCCUCCGAGAGUAAUCAGGUGACUGGAGUGUACGAGCUCAGUCUGUGCCAUCUCGCAGAUAUUGGCAGUCCAGGAAUGCAAAGGAGGCGUCGGCGUGUGUUGGACACCUCAGUGGCGUACGUCCGCGGCGAGGAGAACCUGGCUGGGUGGAGACCUCGCAGCGACAGCCUCAUCCUCGACCAUCAGUGGGAACUGGAGAAGCUCAGCCUUCUGCAAGAGGUGGAAAAGACACGGCACUACCUGCUCCUGAGAGAGAAGCUUGAAUCCACAUUGUUGCUGAGUCCAGAUUUCUGCAGUAAGGAUCUCCUGGAGUCUCCGAAAUCGCCCGCGCCGCUUACCGGCUCUCCCGGCAGCCCCAUUCUGGAUCCGGCCAAUGAGAGGCAGAGGGAGCUGGCCGCCAAGUGUCUGCGUUUGCUCAUGCACACCUUUGACAGGCAGUACAGCCAGGUGAGCAGCAGUGCCAGUGAGAGCAAGCUGUCCGAGAUGUCUGCGUCUUUGCUGAGAGACAGCUCCUCCUCCGCUCUGAGCACGCUCACUCCGUCCUCUACCUGCCCAUCAUUAGUGGACGGUCACUACGGCACCCUUGACCUCAGCAGUACAGAGGCUCACUCUGGAGCGUCCAGUCCCGAUCUGGACCCAUACAGUCCAGAGGAGAGAAAACCUCGAACCUGCACCUUUGUCCCCAACAUCCAGGAGAUCCGUGUCGGCCCGAUCGUAUCUAAGAAAGGAUACCUGCACUUCCUGGAGUCUCACACCAGUGGCUGGGUGAAGCGAUACGUGGUGGUGCGGCGUCCGUACGUCUAUCUGUACCGCAGCGAGAGAGACAGCGUGGAGAGAGCCGUCAUCAACCUCUCCUCCGCUCAGGUGGAGUACAGCGAGGAGCAGCACGGAGGAGUCCUGAGGUCACCGAACUCGUUUGCUGUGGUGACUGAGCACCGUGGAAUCCUCCUGCAGGCCAGCAACGAUAAAGACAUGCACGACUGGCUCUACGCUUUCAACCCCCUGCUGGCAGGAACCAUCAGGUCGAAGCUUUCCAGGAGGAAAUCGGCUCAUACGAGGAUGUGAACGUUCCUUUCUUAUCGAUGCACAAAUCAAACAGCCGUCUCGUCCCCGGUGGUGUAAAUACUGG